AUGGUCCCGCCCCCUGUGCGCUUGUGCCAACAGGACAUUACCAUUACGCACGGUUCUCUGACAGAUCCAGCGCUGUCCCACGAUCUGGUUGGGUUGUCUCUCUGGACGAUGGCUGCAGUGGGACAGGGACCCGGUGCGCCUCCGUGCGUCACCAAAGUCUCUCUGAGCGUGUCGUGUGAAAGCCUCAUGGACAUGGACGCCUUCUCCAAGUCCGACCCGCUCUGUGUGCUCUACGUCAGCACGUCUGGGGCUCAGUGGUGCGAGAUCGGUAGAACGGAGAAGAUCAUGAACUGCCUGGACCCCAAGUUUUCCAAAAGCUUCAUGGUGGAUUAUUACUUCGAGAUGGUGCAAAAGCUGAAGUUUGAAGUCUACGACAUCGACAGCGAGACCUCCAGCCUGGUGGACGCAGACUUCCUGGGGCAGCUGGAGUGCACUCUGGGACAGAUCGUAUCGUCCAGGAAAUUCACCAAACCGUUGCUACUGAGAGACAAGAGGCCUGCGGGACGAGGGACCAUCACUAUUUGUGCAGAGGAGAGGACAGACAACAGAGUGGUCGACUUUGAAAUCUCAGCCAGAAAUCUGGAUAAAAAGGAUUUCUUUGGAAAAUCGGAUCCGUUCCUGGAGCUUUACAGACAGACUGAGUCCGGAUGGCAGCUGGCUCACAGGACAGAGGUGGUCAAAUACAACCUAAAUCCAGUCUGGAAGCCUUUCAGAGUUUCACUACAAUCACUAUGCAACUGCGACGUCGAGAAGUCUAUCAAGAUCGACUGUUACGACUACAAUAACAGCGGCUCACACGACUUCAUCGGGUCGUUUCAGGCCUCGCUCUCUCAGGUCCAGCAGGCGACACAGACAUAUGCGGCUGAAUUUGAAUGCGUAAACAGCAAGAAGAAGCAAAAGAAGAAAGGAUACAAAAACUCUGGUGUCAUCGUCAUUAAGAAAUGCAAGAUUAUUAAAGAGUACACAUUCUUGGAUUACAUCAUGGGCGGCUGUCAACUUAACUUCACUAUUGCCAUAGACUUCACCGGCUCUAACGGAGACCCCCGGACCCCCCAGUCUCUGCACUACAUCAACCCUCAAGGCUACAACGAGUAUCUGGCUGCGAUCUGGUCCGUGGGAAACGUCAUCCAAGACUACGACAGUGACAAGAUGUUCCCUGCUUUUGGGUUUGGAGCCAUGAUCCCACCAACAUGGCAUGUUUCUCAUGAGUUUCCCAUCAACUUUAACCCAGCAAACCCAUUCUGUGAAGGUGUGGAGGGAGUGGUGACAGCGUAUCAACAGUGUCUGUCUCAGGUCAAACUUUAUGGACCCACAAACUUCUCUCCGAUCAUCAACCACGUGGCUCAGUUUGGACGGCAAGCCAUGCAGCAGCAGACGGCCUUGCAAUACUUUGUGCUGCUGAUCCUCACAGACGGCGUGAUCACGGACAUGGACCAGACGCGCAGUGCCAUCGUCAACGCCUCCCGUCUGCCCAUGUCCAUCAUCAUCGUGGGAGUGGGUGGAGCCGACUUCAGCGCCAUGGAGUUUCUGGACGGAGACGACGGCAUCCUGCGCUCCGCCUCCGGGGAAGCGGCCAUGAGGGACAUCGUGCAGUUUGUGCCCUUCAGAGAGUUCAAUAAUGGUCCUCCGGAAAUGUUGGCUCAGAGCGUUUUGGCUGAAGUCCCUGGACAAGUGGCAAGUUUUUUCACUUCUAUGAAUUUGAGGCCUCCCAACAGCGGUGAUGCGCCAGCCUGA
Messenger RNA from Knipowitschia caucasica, 1734 nucleotides. Lineage: Eukaryota; Metazoa; Chordata; Actinopteri; Gobiiformes; Gobiidae. The record is from the annotation of a GenBank genome assembly.